Echinostoma caproni is the source of this 528-nucleotide messenger RNA. NCBI's taxonomy places the organism in Eukaryota, Metazoa, Platyhelminthes, Trematoda, Plagiorchiida, Echinostomatidae. The record is from the annotation of a GenBank genome assembly.
UUGUCAUCUGUUGUAGGAGGUAUAUUCAGCUACAUUUCAAGAUUAUUUGGACCAAAAGAAAGAAGAAUUCUCAUUCUUGGAUUAGACGGGGCUGGAAAGACGACGAUUUUAUACAGGCUCCAAGUAGGAGAGGUGGUCACUACCAUUCCGACUAUUGGAUUCAACGUGGAGACCGUUGUGUAUAAAAAUUUGAAAUUCCAAGUAUGGGAUUUGGGUGGACAAACGAGCAUUCGACCUUAUUGGAGAUGUUACUAUUCGAACACGGACGCGAUCAUUUAUGUCGUGGAUAGCAUGGAUCGAGACCGAGUUGGGAUUUCAAAACAAGAACUUGUCUCCAUGCUUGAGGAGGAGGAAUUGCGUUCAGCAGUUCUGGUUGUCUUAGCGAAUAAACAGGACAUUCCCGGUUGUAUGACUAUUAGUGAAGUAGCGAAUGCUCUCGGCUUGGCUACAAUAAAGAAUCGACGGUAUCAACUCUUCAAAACUUCUGCACUAAAGGGAGAAGGAUUAAAUGAAGCUAUGGACUGGUGA